Salvelinus sp. IW2-2015 is the source of this 8452-nucleotide messenger RNA. NCBI's taxonomy places the organism in Eukaryota, Metazoa, Chordata, Actinopteri, Salmoniformes, Salmonidae. The record is from RefSeq and is a predicted model, not a curated record.
AUUUAGGCUGUAACACACCAUUUUUUUUGUUUUGUUAAGUCAAGUGGUAUGAGUCCUUUCUGAAGGCACUGUAGGUAACACAAGGCAAGUUUGAGAUCUGUGUUGGUCUAUACAGUUAUCGCUUUGUACAAUAAAACUAUAAAUAUGUAUACUGUUUAUUGUUGAAAUGACCAAUGGGUGGGCGCUGCACUCCCUUUAAAGAAUGGAGUACAGCAGACCACAACUCAUUCCAUGGGUGUUGGGUGAAGUGUGAUCGAUGGCGCACAUGUUUACUGCACUCUGACAGCCAUGUUCUUUGACCAAACAGGGUUGCCAAGGGCUUUCCUAGAGGCCAUAACAUUGUCCCAAAGUGCACUUUCACACCCUCCAUUAGGGUUUUAAAAGCAUUUGAUUGGUGGUUGUGAUGAGCACUAGCCAUAUGCAGCACCACCAACUCUUAGUGACGUGGUAAAUUGAGAACAGGAGGUCCAAAUCUUAGCCUUUUUUCAAGUGCGAAAUCUACCGUGAAGAUUUUUGAAAUCUUCCACAUCCCCUUUGAAUCAGCCGUUGUUUUCUCAUGUAGAAUAGCAUGCCCACAUUUAGAAACGAUACGCAACUUAUCCUUUUAUAUAUAAAAUAUGUAGCAUAACUAGCUACAUUUCUUUUGACCACUACACACAUGUAUUUUGGGGAUCUUCUCCUGUAAAUGUAACUUUCCUGAUGACAUGCUAGUGGGACAGGAGAGUCAUUUCAUACAAGCACAUGUAUUUCCUCUACUCAACUAACUUUGACCUUUUCCAAAAGGAGGCGAGGAGAGGACGCAAGGAAUAGAGCAAUCAAAUUGAGAUUCUCCCAGUGUGUUUAUGGUGGAGGAAAGCAUGAGAUCUUCAAAGCCUUUGUGAAGGAAUGACUGACCCUUGGACCAAGGCCUGGUUAAAGCCUGUCUCCAACAAUGAUCAGCCAAUGAGGGAGCAGGGGAGCUGAAUGACCCAUGUGUUUAAUUACUGUAUAGGAUAGAUGUGUCAGGUAUACGUAUGGACUUAUGUUAGGAUCAUUUGUGUGCCUAUAUGAAUGCAGCCUCUACAAUGUCACGGAGAUCUUGGAUUGAAGACACCUUCUGCAAGAGAGCAUGUGGUAAAUUCAUCCCAGCAUGCCGAGACCUACACAGAUGUUUUCCAAUGUGUCAAGUAUGCCAAAACCUAAUAAGAUGCUGCUGUGGACGUCUGGUAGGGGAGCACACCUUGCUGGAGACUGGCCCUUCCAUGUCCAGCUGGCCUGGGCCUGGGACAGGGCAGCAAGAGGAGUGGUCAGUGGAGUGCCACACACAAACCAGUGCCACCGAUGCCUACGGAACCAUUGACUUCCAGGACAGUGCUGGACGUAACUGCCAUGCCAAGUAUGUUCGUGUUGCGGUCGAUGCCAAGGCUGAGGCUCUGCUGCAGCUGAUGCGGAGUGAAUGGCAGAUGGAACGGCCUAAACUACUGCUGACUGUUCAUGGGGGGACAGAGAACUUCCCCCUCCCUCUCAAGGUUAGACAGGCCUUUAGCAAAGGCCUGAUCACAGCAGCCCAGAGCACUGGAGCCUGGAUACUCACAGACGGCAUCAACACAGGUGUGUCCCGGUACGUAGGGGAGGCUGUGAAAACAUAUGGCACCCACGACCUCAGGAAGAGGAAUGCUGUAGGGGUCACGCCCUGGGGCGUAAUUGACAAUCACAGUGACCUUAUAGGGAGAGAUGUGCUCAGGCCCUACCAGCCUCUGGGAAACCCCUUGAGUAAGAGGGUGUGUCUGAACGGCCUGCACUCCCACUUCCUGUUAGUGGACGAUGGAACUCUGGGAAAACAUGGCUGCCAGCUGGGACUGAGGAGGAAGCUGGAGAGACACAUUCAACUGCAGAAGAUCCACCCUCGGCUUAACCAGGGUGUGCCAGUGGUAUGUGUGGUGGUGGAGGGCGGCCCUGACAUUGUGUCCAUGGUGCUGGAGUACGUGAGCAGUGUGCCCCCCGUGCCUGUGUUUGUCUUCGAGGGAUCAGGUCGGGCAGCUGACCUGCUGGCAUUCUUACACAAACAGACUGCUAUAGACAGGCAGCUGGACACAGACAUCCAGCAGGACUUCCUGCUGAGGAUAGGGGGCAUGUUUGGCCUGGAGAGAGCAGACGCCAGCCAGCUCUACAACCUUCUGAUGGAGUGUAUGGACUACAGACAGUCUAUCACAAUCUUCGACUCGGAAUCUGAGGAUCAACAGGAGGCAGACUGUGCCAUUUUGACGGCCACACUGAAAGGCACCAAGGCGUCUCCUGGGGAGCAGCUCAGUACAGCUCUGGCAUGGGACCGAGCAGACAUAGCUAAAAAACACAUCCUUGUGUAUGGCCAGCACUGGCAGGUAGGCUCGUUGGAGCAGGCCAUGCUGGAUGCUCUGGUUAUGGACCGGGUCGGCUUUGUCAAACUGCUGAUCGACAACGGUAUGACCAUGAACCGCUUCCUGACCGUGUCACGCCUGGAAGAACUCUAUAACACGCAGCAGGGACCAACAGACAAUUUUCUCCAUCUUCUCGUGGAAGAUGUGAAACAGACUCAUAUACCUAAAGGAUACAGAGUCUCCCUCAUAGAUGUGGGGCAGGUAAUUGAGUAUCUGAUAGGAGGAGCCUAUCGGAGCACAUACACACGGAAACACUUCCGGGCCCACUAUAACCUCCUAUAUGCCCAUUGCAAGGAGACUGGACGGGAUAGUUCAGGACCCCUUAACAAAAAGAGGAGGGCAGACUGCACCCCCCACCCGCACCAAAGCCCUAACAGCAGUCCAUCAAGGCCACCCUUCUUCCGCACUGCUCAGCCCUAUAAACGCAAGGAAAGAUCCAUGGUGCUCAGGGACCUGAAGGUGGCCCAGCAGCAGAGCUCUGAGCUGGGCGACUCUCCACUGUUUGUUUACAACUUCAAUGACCUGUUUGUGUGGGCUGUGCUGCAGAGGCGGCAGCAGAUGGCGCUGUUCCUGUGGCAGCACGGGGAGGAGGCCAUGGCCCGGGCUACAGUGGCCUGUAAACUGUACCGUGCCAUGGCCUACGAGUUUCGGCAGAGCAACAUGGAUGACACCACGGCGGAGCAGCUCAAAACCUACUCUAUGGACUUUGGUCAGCUGGCGGUGGACGUGCUGGACCGUGCCUUCAGACAGAACGAGCGCAUGGCCAUGAAACUGCUGACUUCGGAGAUGGAGGCCUGGAGCCACUUCACCUGCCUGCAGAUGGCUGUGUCUUCCGUCCGCCCCUUCGUUCUCCACUCCUGCACCCAGAUGCUGCUCACCGACCUGUGGACCGGCCGCCUCAACAUGAGGAAGAACUCCUGGUUCAAGAUCAUCCUGAGCAUCCUCAUGCCCCCUGCCAUCCUGCUAUUGGAGUUUAAGAGCCAGGCAGAGAUGUCCCAUGUGCCCCAGUCCCAGGAGGCUUUGCAGUUUGGUUGGGACACGGGAAGACCAGAGGCAGCCCAGGAGGGGGGGCAUACGGAUGGCCAGGAUGCGGAGAAGGGAUCAGUGUGGUGGGAGAGUUGCUCAGUCCCCGAAGCUGACACAAUCACACCUGUUACCACCCAGUGUUUCUUCUGGACCAGGAGGCUGUACGAUUUCUACACCGCUCCUGUCGUCAAGUUCUGGUUCCACACGAUGUCCUACCUGGCCUUUCUCAUGCUGUUCUCCUACACUGUUCUGGUAAAGAUGGAGGACCGGCCCAGCACUCAGGAGUGGCUGGUCAUUGCGUAUAUUAUAUCCACUGCUGUGGAGAAAACAAGAGAGGUGUUCAUGUCGGUGCCGAGGAAACCCAGUCAAAAGCUGAAGGUGUGGUUUGGAGAGUACUGGAAUGUGACUGACUUCCUGGCCAUCGUCCUCUUCCUGGUGGGGCUGGGGCUACGCUGGGACAGCGGGUCCUACCGGACUGCCGGCCGGAUCACCUACUGCCUGGACAUCAUCUUCUGGUAUGUUCGGGUGCUGGACCUGCUGGCCGUCAACCAGCAUGCCGGGGCCUACCUCACCAUGAUCACCAAGAUGACUAGUAACAUGUUCUACAUUGUGGUGAUGAUGGCGAUUGUGCUGCUGAGUUUCGGCGUGUCCAGGAAGGCCAUCUUGUCUCCAGACGAAGCUCUGUCAUGGAGCCUGCUCAGAGAUGUAGUCAACCAGCCGUACUGGAUGAUGUUUGGAGAAGUGUACGCAGGCGAAAUAGACACCUGUGCAGGUGACACGCCGUGUGUCCCCGGUGCCUUCCUCACCCCCUUCCUCCAGGCCGUCUACCUCUUCUUCCAGUACAUCAUCAUGGUCAACAUCCUCAUUGCCUUCUUCAACAAUGUCUACUUUGACAUGAAGUCCAUAUCCAAUAAGCUGUGGAAGUACAACCGCUACCGUUACAUCAUGACCUAUCAGGAGAAGCCGUGGCUGCCCCCGCCCCUCAUCAUCCUGAGUCACAUGACCCUGUGUGUGACUGCCAUUUACCGGAAACACAGAGGCUCGUCCGAGCAGGAGAGGGACUCCUGUGGGCUUAAGCUUUACCUGGGCCAAGAGGAGCUGAAGAGGCUGCAUGAGUUUGAGGAGAGGUGUUUGGUGUCGUAUUUCCAUGAGAAAAACCAAGAUGUUCUCUGCAGCCAGAUCAACAGGGUACGAGCCACUGCAGAAAGGGCUGAGGAGAUGGGUGUGGUUAUGGGCGAGGUGUCGGACAGGGUCCACUUCAUCCAGGAUACCCUGCAGGUGCUGGACAGCCAGCUGGGUCAGCUACAGGACCUGUCCGCCCUGGCCGUGGACACCCUCACCCUCCUAUCGGCCUCCGAUAGCCUGCAGCAGGAGGAGGCCCGCCUAGGCCACUGCCGGCCAAUCACCCCCUCCCAUCACCAUGUCCCCCACAGCUGGACCCUCCCCCACGGAGGUGGAGGCAGUGUUGACAUCAUGCCCUGCCACACCCCUAGGGCCUACCGCAGCACCCCACCCUCCCUGCUGUGGGGCCACACCUCCUCCCGCAGCCAACGCCCGUCACUAGAGUGGCACACGGGGGCCUGGGGGGCCGGCGACCAUGGAGGGCAGGGGGCUGGUGAGUCGUGUGUGCCUUCCCGCUGUGGCUCUCCUCCGUACCCUUCGGCCUGGGCUAUAGACAGUUCUCUGGAACCCCCCCACGGCAAACCCAGGGUCUGCUGUGACCCUGAGAUGUCCAUGGAAGAGGAAGGAGAGGAGUUUGGGAAGUCCUUUGAUGUGAAUGGGUCCAGGGCCUCUAGUCAUGCCUUCCUGUUGUCGGACACCCAGGAUGAGAGAGGCUGUGGGGCCAGGGGUUUGGUGAACCCCGCCUUCUGUAAGGACGACGACCCUGGGGCAGUUCACUCCAGACGGGGCCAGUGGGGCAGGAAGCAUCCUCACCGGUGGGCGGGUCUGUCCAGGGACCGGCCCUACAGUCACAGCCGCUCUCUCUCCUCUAGCAUGGAGAACAUGGCUCUCUCUGGUGUCCCCCUGAGCCAGCUACGAGCCUCCUUCCCCGCCCUCGAUUGCCUGUCGGAGGGGGGAAGAUUCACAGCUGACAUACCCCUUGGCUGCAGUAAAAGCAGAGAGUCGUCCAACUGGUUUGAUCUGGCAGUGACCUCAGGGAGCAGAGAGAGGUGUCAGGGCAGGAAGACAGUCAAGAUCCUGGAGGAGAGUUCUUCAGACGCUGGGAAAGAGGUGGACUCAUACCUCUCUGACGUGUGCAGAAAGAGGAGGCGCAGGGGAGGGGAGCCUGUGUGCUGGUCUGCCUCUGCCAGCCCCAACCCACUCAAUUCUGAACCCAUGGAUUCGUUGCAGAAAGUAUCUUUUUCACAUCAGCAGGACUGCAGUCAGUCCGUGUGGACCAGCUGGGCCUGCUCUGUCAGCUGCAGGUCCUCAGUGCGAAGUGGGAUCGCACCUGAAGUAAAAUCCUCUACAUUUCAAUCCACAGAAGACCUGGACCCACACUACUCAGCCAUGGAAAGGAACAACCUGAUGAGGCUUGCUCACACCAUACCUUUCACACCUGUCUCCAUAAUGGCGGGAGAGGAGGUGAGUGUCUACUCCCUGGAGGAGGUGGAAGCUGCAGGCCCGGAGUCCUCCAUAUCCUACUGGUCAUCCAAGGGGCUGUCUGCGGUGCUGAAGCCGCUGUCCAGCGAGGGCUGUCUGGAUGGGGGGCUGCGCAGGGCCAUGCUCGUACUUUGCACCUGGGCCGAGAGGGACGUCCUGAGGGUGGGCUGCGUGUAUGUGGUCAAAGCCAUCCAGCCCGAUGUGGUCUGCACCUGGCAGAGGGUCUUCCACAGCGACACCCCCCUCCAGCUCUGUUUGCGGGAGAUACCACAGAGAGCUGCUCAGAAACUCAUGCAUGUGUUCAACAAGUAAAACCAGAAACAUGCCUCAUUUCCCAGGUCUCCUAGGUUCCUGGACAUGUCUCUUCUUCACUGGCACUCAGACGGCCAAUGGUUGACCAUCGAGAGGAACAUGACGGGAGACUUCAGGAAGUACAAUAGUAACACAGGAGAGGAGAUCGCCCCCUGCUGUGGGAUGGAGGAAACACUCCUGGCCUUCUCCCACUGGACCUACCAAUACUCCUGCAGGGAACUGCUGGUGUUGGACUUACAGGGAGUGGGAUCGGAGCUUACAGACCCAUCGGUCAUCCGAGCAGAAGACAAAAGCUCGAGUGAUGACAUGGUGUUUGGUCCUUCUAACCUGGGAGACGCUGCCAUCCACAGCUUUGUCAUCAAGCACACCUGCAACUCCUGCUGCGAGAACCUCGGACUCUCAGAUUUGAGGAGGAGCACGGACAUCCACGGGAAAACAGAACACAGGUCUUUUGAAAAGGAGAGUGGAUUGAUCACAACUAGGAUGUAACCUCUGAUCCGGAAGCAGAAGUUCGCCAUCCUAACCUCUGGUUCAAGUGGGAUGAAGUUGCCCUUAAAGCAUAGACACUGAUUUAAUGUCAGUUUUGUGUUUUCCUCCCCAAAUGGUGAUGGUUAGGAUCUGGGGAAGCUAAGCGGAUCCAGAGGUGUACAAGGGUAACUUCUACCAGGAAUGAAACCACUCACUUGGUUGGUUUGAAUGGAUAGUGUACAUUGUGUAGCUUUAUGUGGACUAAAUCUUGUGUUAGAUGUCUGGUAGGGCUUUUGUUGUAACAGUUUACAUUGCAGAAGUCUCAGCAGCAAGCCAGAUGCUGUAGUUUUGCAUUCAUUCCGCCUAUAGAGUGCAUAGUGGAGGGAGGCCGCAGUGUCUGUUGUACCACAGGUAACCUAUUAAUCAAUCAAACACUUUGCCUUAUUGUAAUGUUAUGUAUCAUUAGACAUGAUGCAGAGGGCAUUCUAGGAAGGUGUUUCCAUACACCAAGAUAUCAUUUGUUUGUUCUCUGUUCUGUUUAAAUGAACUCCUGGUUACUUUUGAAAUGAGCACCACUUUUAUGAUCUUUUCAUAUCAUCUGAGGAAUGUUUAUACCAGUUGUCAUGUUUUUAUCUGUUGCAUAACAGUUUUUAUGGUGAAAUACCAGCUAUUAUGGAAGCCAUUUUGAAUGUUCACAAUAACUCACCUUCCUAGUUAAGUUUCAAACGGGCAGACCUUCUGGGAUGUUUUCAGAUUUCAGAGGAAUUUUUGUACCAAAUGUCAUGCUUAUAUCUGCUUCGUAAUGUUUAUUUUUUUGUUAAGGCCCCAGACUAUAAAGGUAUUUCAAGUGUUAUACUCUUGACAUAAUAUUCUUACCAAACAUAGUUUGGUUUAUUUAAUCUUAUACACUUUCACAGCUAAAAGCUGAACUACAAGUGUAGCAAGGAAAAGCUGUAUUUAAGUGACACGUUGAAACCCUUAAAAGAAAACCAUCUUCAGAGUCAUGGACCAUGUUCUUCAGGCUGGGCUCAAAAUUGGAUGUUAAACAAAACUUUAUUUAGAACAAAUUAUUAAUCAGUCAAAACUACAAUCUGGGAUUUGUUUUUCAGCAAAACAUCCCCUCUCAAUUUCAUCAAAUAUUUUCCUGUUUUCAAACACUGUUGUGAAAUCAUAUUUUUGUAUUUAGCAAUGCUCAAAUAUAUUGUUAUGCUGAUUAUGUUACAAGUGAUUACAUGAAAAAAACUACAAUUAAGCAUUUACACAGCUGGACUGAAGCAUGGCUUAUGUUAUGGCUUAAAUUCAGAAUGAAAACGCUAUUACAAGAAUAACUAAAUCUGGUCUCUUGGUGGUUGGAAUUCACACUGCUUAGACUCAGAUUAUUCAAAUGAUCACAAUGGAUAGCACAGCUUUUUUGUUGUUGUUGCUACAGUCCUUCACUGAAAGAGCAGUUCUGAAGAGUAGCUACCCCUUAAAAUGUUUGUUUGUCCACAAAAACUCUACAUAAAUGCAUGUUUCACUUUGUGUGUGUGUGUGCAGAACAAUGGAAAAAGAACGAGCCAGAAAUACAUCCAUAAAAUUUCCUUUAUUUUUCUUCCCACAAAGAAAUGUCUACAAAAGCGAUAAAAUAUAGAAUUUAACAAAACUCA